AUGGAUCUGCCUGGUUUCUACUUUGAUGAAGAACGCCGCCGCUAUUUUCCCUUGCAUUCACGGGAGCGGCCUUCUUCAGCAAUCAAUCCGCAGCCCCAGCGGCUGACGCCUCCAGAGCGACGGCAGCAGCAGCAGCAGCAGCAACAACAACAACAACAAGAACAACGACUAGAACAUCAACAGUUACUUCUGCAGCUGCUCAGGCACUACCAACAACAGCGAAGGCAACAGGAGCUGCGACGGGAACGGCAGCAGCAACGGCAACGGCAGCGGCAACAGCAACAAGAGCAGCAGCAGCAACAGCAGCAAGAGCAGCAGCAGCAACAGCAAGAGCAGCAACCGCAGCAGCAGCAACAGCAGCAGCAACAGAACAGUGGACAUGCUACAUCCCCUCCAGCUAGGCGACGAAGGCAACACUUGACCUACCAGCAACAACAACAGUACGAACAGGACCAGAUACAGCUGCAGCAGCUGCAGCAGCUGCAGAGAUAUUGUCGGCGUCGGCUACUGGAGCAGCAACAGCAGCAGCAACGGGAGCACCAACGGCAGCAGCAACUGGAGCAGCAACUGGAGCAGGAACGGCACCAGCAACGGCAGCAACACAUAUGUUUGCGGAGGCAGUUCGUGCUGUGGCAGCUGCAGCGCAGCAGCACACCUUCCAACAGAAGGCACAGGGAAAGGCGCAAUAACAGCAGCAGCAGGAGCAGCAGCAUUAGUAGCAGCAGCAGCAAUAGCAGCCACAGCAAAAAUGCCAAGCGACUGGUCAGCAGCAGCAGCAGCAGCAGCAAGGACUUGGGGACUAUUAGUGGGGAUGCCCAAUUAAAGGAAUGCACUGCUGUUGUUGCUGCUGCAGCAGCAACAACAGCAGCAGAAUACAUUCCCCCUUAUCGAAGUCUCUUUCUUGCUGUUCGUAGACACCGUUUAGGCAGGAACAACUGCAGCAGCAACAGCAGCAGCAACCUGAGCUGCUGCUGCAAGAAGUGGCCAGCAGCAGAUGUGAAGUUAAUGGCAUACACUACUGCCCUGCAGCAGGUGCAUCUGCCUCUGCGUAUUGGCUUUGCCCCCUUUGUCUGUCUUGCUGCUGCGGCCUCAUACAUUCCAGCAGCACAGCAGCAGCAGCAGCAGCAGCAGCAGCAGCAACAGCAACAACAGCAGCAGCAGCAGCAAAGGAGGCAAGUUGCCUCCUGCAACUGGCAGCUGCUGCUGUCUGCAGGCGGAGAAGGUGUUAGCCGUUUGCUGCAGUUCAGCGCGAAUGGGGUAUUAAAGCUAUCUACACCAGCAGCAGCAGCAGCAACAGCAGCAGCAGGAGCCGGACAAGCAGCAGGAGCAGCAGCAGCAGCAGGAGCCGGACAAGCAGCAGGAGCAGCAGCAGCAGCAGGAGCCGGACAAGAAGCAGGAGCAGCAGCAGCAGCAGGAGCCGGACAAGAAGCAGGAGCAGCAGCAGGAAGAGCAGCAGGUUCUUUGCUGGCUUCUCCAUCAGGGCGGAGGAGAGGUAGGGCAACCUUGCAACGGCAGCGGCGGCGGCGGCAGCAGCAGGAGCAGGAGCAGGAGCAGGAGCAGCAGCAGCAGCAGCAGCAACAGCAGCAGCAGCAGCAGGAGCAGGAGCAGCAGCAGCAGCAGCAGCAGCAGGGAGGAGCAGCGUUGGAGGAUACUGUGGAUUCAGGGGUACCGCCUGCUGCUGGUGCUUCUGCUGCAGCAGCAGCAGUUGCUGCUGCUGCAGAUGGCCGUAUAGUAGACAUUCAGCUAUGUGGCUCGCUGGCAGUUUGCUGCCUGCGCAGCAGCGCUCGCAACCUUGGAGCCCUUGUGGUGCAGCAAGGUGGGAGCCGCAGCAGCAGCAACGACAGCAGCAGCAGCAGCAGCAGAGUGCUUUGGGCAGAAUGGGAUGCAGCAGAGGAUGCAUGGGCAUGCGCAUCGAGCUUGCCUCCUGCAGGUACAGAUGCAGCAACAGCAGCAGCAGAAGCAGCAGAAAGAGGAGCAACAUCUCCUUGGUUUGUACUAGCAGGUAGGCUGCCUGCAGCACAGCUGCUGCGGCCAAGGGAAGGCCAGGUGCGGCUGCAGCAGGUGUGGGCCCCAACAGCAAAGGCUGAUUGGCUGCUGCCUCGUUGCUGCUGCUCUGCUGCUUGGUGGUCAUCAGCAACACCAGGAUUAGAUGGUACAGCAGCUGCAGCAGAUGCUGCUGGUGUUGCGCUGCUAGGGGGGGAGGGAGGAGGCCUAUAUGCUAUUGAUCCUCGUUGUCCUCUACCAAUGAAGGUUAUGCAGCAGAACGGCAGCAGCAACAGCACCAACUUCACCAACAGCAGCAGCAUUAGCUGUAUACUCCCGCUGCAGCACCAUGUAGCUGGUGUGCUGCUGCGCUGCGGUGUUGAGUCUCUCUAUUUAAUUGACUUAAGAAAACUCUCUUCAGGCAACGCACACAGGCGCCUUGGUGCCUGUGUUGUCCAUGAGUUCCUUCCUCCCCAAAGGCACAACAGCAGCACGUUCUGGUACAGCAGCAGCAACAGAUGGCGUUUUGCUGUUGACAGCAAGGAAGAGAUGAUUUUUGCUCCGUUUCCCUUCAGCAGCAGCAGCUGCAACAGUUGCUGCUGCAGCAGCAGCAGCAACGGCAGCUUCUUACUGUUUGAUAUGAACCGUGGUGGAAGCAGCUACAGAGAGAUUGUAGCAGCUCCGUCUGCAGCAGCAGCAGCUGCAGCAGCAGCAGUAGAUAUGCCUCUAUUUGAGCUGCUUGGCUGCUGCUGUUUGCUGCCUCGUGCUGCAGCAGACCUAAACAGACACAUGCUGCAGCAGGAGGUGUUCAUACACCGCGUACACCACCAAGAUCAGCACGUGCUGGUGCACGAGCCCUUCAUCUACCCUAAUGGCGGCAUCUGCGGCCGCAGGCGCAGCAGAACUGCAGCAGCAGCAGAUACACUGCAGGGGCUGCAGCUGCUGCAGCAGCAGCGGCAGCGGCAAGCCCGCACCGGGAAUGUAGCUACCUGGGAUUGCUUCUGCACUGGGGGACCUGAACAGCAGCAGCAGCAGCGCGAGCUGAGCCAAAUAAAUACUGCAUGCUGUGCGCUGCUGCGACUAGGAGGUUGGCCAUCUGCUGCUGCUGCUGCAGCCCUAAGGGAAUGUAGAGCUGAAGGAGCAGCAGCAGCAGCAGCUGCUGCUGCAGCCGAUGUUGGGGGGCCCGUGUUCGUAGGCGCCAGCACGUGGGGUUUGCAUCUGUUGGUUGCUGCGCCUCCAGACGCCGUCAAUUAA
Messenger RNA from Eimeria maxima, 3237 nucleotides. RefSeq lists its product as hypothetical. Gene Ontology annotation, molecular function: transcription cis-regulatory region binding. Gene Ontology annotation, cellular component: nucleus. NCBI's taxonomy places the organism in Eukaryota, Apicomplexa, Conoidasida, Eucoccidiorida, Eimeriidae. The record is from RefSeq and is a predicted model, not a curated record. Gene Ontology annotation, biological process: regulation of transcription by RNA polymerase II. The transcript is spliced from 2 exons. Bases 1 to 3237 code for a protein of 1078 amino acids.